This is a messenger RNA of Klebsormidium nitens, 1067 nucleotides long. NCBI's taxonomy places the organism in Eukaryota, Viridiplantae, Streptophyta, Klebsormidiophyceae, Klebsormidiales, Klebsormidiaceae. The record is from the annotation of a GenBank genome assembly.
CUGAAAUGCAAGGUACAAGGACAAGGGGAUGCAGAGCGCAGGGUGCAGCGUGGUUCCCCUGGUGGUGGUGGACUUGGAGGCCCGCAACGCCUCUGUCAGUAAUUCUGGCGUCACAGGAGCGAGAGAGACGCACAUGGAGGUGGGGAGCAUGCGGGAUCUAGGCUUCGUGAUCGUGGCCCUCCAGGUCUCCAUCGAAAACACAUCGCGCAAUCCAGCAAAUUGGCGGCCGCGCGCAGCACUGCGGCAAGCUGUUGCUAAUCAAUCUGGCAGGAGUCAAGCCCGCGCUCGAGGUUGUGAACACCAGCAAGAGCCUGUCGCGCCAGCAGAUGCAGCCAUGGGCGUGUGCCGUAACGCACUGACAAGCUCACCAUUAGCAGCACAAGCCUGUCGGCGUGGCUCGAGUCAUCUACACGAAACCGACCGAUGUGGUCCCCUGGGAGACGAGCACAACCGGGGGCCGGGUCGAGGGAAGCCUGGGAAAGGCGACAGGUCAGGACAUGACCUUGAGCAUCAACAUGGAUCCACAAUCAGAGCAUGUUCUCUCGCGUUGCGGAAAAGCAAGGCAGUCGAGGCGAGGUCAUCUUCCAAGGACGUGAAGAGUGUAAGCACUUACGCAGCUUAUGGUUAGGACUCCGCUAGCUGUAGGCCCCUAUUUGUCAAUUUGCUCGCUUAAAAUAGAGUUAUCAGAAGCAUGUGAGAGUAUUGUAGGCGCACCCAAUGAGAUAGAACAUUAUGCUAGUGUAGGACCGCACUUUAAAAAUACCACCAACUCCGUUCAAAUCUGUUUUAAGGUUCUUAGCACUCUUUAUUUGCGCGUUUGAAGUACGUUCCAAUUUUAAAAACCAGACAUUACAGCCAAGAUCGCCCUUAAUUUCAGCAUGUGCGUUUAGAGUGACGGCGCUCUCAAACCGCUUCUAUAUGAAUAGCGCCGCCGGUAUGAAAGCAGGUAACGUUCAAGACCGGCACCGCUCUUAACUCGCGUCCAGAUUCAUAGUUCAAGACCGGUACCGCCCUUAAGUUAAACCGACCGGCAAAGCUUGUGGCUUGUGAUAAGGACUCAGGGCCGG